Molecule: messenger RNA, 2748 nt
Organism: Neltuma alba
Lineage: Eukaryota; Viridiplantae; Streptophyta; Magnoliopsida; Fabales; Fabaceae
Product: receptor-like protein EIX2
Exons: 1
Coding region: 1-2748 (915 amino acids)
Molecular function (GO): protein binding
Source: RefSeq, a predicted model, not a curated record
AUGAUGAGCGUGAGUUAUCUAAACCUUGUGAAACUGCCUCAACCAAUCAUCAUACUCAUGAUGCUGCACUUGCAGGCUGAGUUGUUCAUGAUAGGGUCAUGUUGGAGAAUGGGAGAUGCCAACGCUAGUUGCCUGCACAAGGAAAGACGAGCUCUUCUCGGCAUGAAGAAUGCCUUUGUGGACGAUUAUGGUCGUCUGUCUUCAUGGGGCUCUUCUCCAGAUUGUUGCCGCUGGAGUGGUGUUCUCUGUAAUCCUCACAGUGGCCAUGUUGAGAUGCUCGAUCUUUAUGGUGAUUAUGACUCCUGGCGGCCUUUAAGAGGUGAGAUUAGCCCAUCAUUGAUGGACUUGCAAAACUUAAACUAUUUGAAUCUCAGUUCCAAUGAUUUCAAUCAGAGUCAAAUCCCGAAAUUUUUUGGUUCUCUCACCAAAUUACGAUACCUUGAUCUAUCUAGUUCUUUUUUUGGUGAAAAAAUACCAAUCGAACUUUGCAAGCUUGCAAACUUGUUGGUUCUAGAUAUUUCCUUCAAUGAUUUAGUUGGUAGUAUGCCUUUCCAUCUUGCCAACCUUUCAAGUCUGCAAGAGCUCCGUCUAGAUUGGAAUCAUUUAGUGGGCAAUAUUCCUAGCCGACUUGGUAAUCUGUCAAGCUUGGAGAUACUCCAGAUUGGCUACAAUGAUGGUUUGAAAAUUGAUGACAAGAGCUUGGAUGCCAUUGAGUGGCUUUCCAAUCUUCGGUCGUUAACUUCGCUUGAUUUAAGCUAUGUUUCUAAUCUUAAUUACUCUGACAACUUGUUGCCAAUUAUUGGGAAGCUUCCAAACCUGAGAGAGCUACGGCUUGCAAAUUGUAGCUUGACAGACAAUAAUAUUCUAUUAACUCCUCCAUCUCAUUUGAAUUUUUCUAGAUCUCUCUUAACUCUUGAUCUUGGUGAAAACAAGCUGACAUCAUCAGUAUUCCCUUGGCUGUUCAAUCUAAGCUCUAAUCUUGCAUACCUUUCUUUGUCCAACAAUCACUUGGGUGGUCCCAUUCCGGUUGAUUUGGGAAAAAACAUGAACUCUUUAGUGACUCUUGACCUUUCCUAUAAUGACCUAAAUGGAACAAUCAGUGACAUCCAUUUUGAUAAUCUCACCGAGUUAGAAGAUUUGUACUUAUCUGAUAAUUUGUUGACUCUCAAAUUCAGCAACGACUGGAUUCCUCCGUUUCAGUUACAACACUUAUGGUUAGAGCACUGCAAGUUGGGCCCUGGAUUUCCUAGAUGGCUUCGCACUCAAAAUAAUUUACAAAGUGUAAGUUUUUCUCAUGCUGAAAUCAACGAUUCUAUACCAGAGUGGUUUUGGAGACUUAUAGAGGGAGCACAUUCACUUCGUAUAGAGUCAAGCAAUCUCACAGGUGUAAUUCCAGAUUUGCCACUUGAAUUUAAUUUUUAUCACAUAUCUUUGGCUUCCAAUCAAAUUAGAGGCUUUAUUCCACCGUUCCUACUAAAGAGCCAAUUUUUAUACAUUUCAGAAAAUCUAAUUUCAAAAUUUGUUCUUCCACCAAGUGGCAAGGGUAAAAGUGCAAUUGUUGAAAAUUUGGUUUAUUUAAAUCUCUCAAAUAAUAAUUUAUUAGGGGAACUUCCUGAUUGUUGGGAUCAUUUCAAAUCUUUAAGGAUUCUUGAUUUAUCCAAUAACCAACUUUUAGGAAGGAUUCCUGACUCUAUGGGGUCCUUAAGUCAACUUCAGCAGUUAGUUUUGCGAAACAAUUGCUUCAAUGGUGGACUGCCUUCGCUCAAAAAUGCAACUGAAUUGGCCAUGUUAGAUUUGGAAAAAAAUGACUUGUCAGGACCAAUACCACCUUCCUGGACAAGUGACAAUCUAAAAGAGUUGGAAACUCUUAGUCUACGUAUGAAUAAAUUAGAUGGAAAGUUGCCCUUGCAUCUAUGUUAUUUACCCAAGGCCAGGGUUUUGGAUCUCUCUGUUAACAAGUUUAUAGGACCAAUACCAAGUUGCCUUGACAAGCUGGUUGCAAUGUCUCAGAAAUAUGUUAUAAAUGAUUCUGAUUAUAAUAUCAACCUCAUUCAGAACGGAACAGUUCGAGAAAGUGGAAUUUUUUAUUGGAAGUUGCCUAUGGUGUGGAAAGGAAGAGAAUUGGUGUAUGAAGACCAUUAUGGGCUUGUGAACAUUGAUUUCUCUAACAAUCAAUUGGAGGGGGAAAUGCCAAUAGGAAUUGUAAAAUUGGCCGAGUUGAGAUUUCUGAAUCUAUCAUCAAAUAAGUUGAGUGGAAAAAUCAUUUCAGAAAUAGGACAACUAAAAUCGCUAGAAACUCUGGAUCUCUCAAGAAAUCAUUUUGAUGGAGAAAUUCCUUCGAGCCUUGCUGAAAUAUCUUCGCUAAACACUUUGGAUUUAUCAAACAACAACUUGACAGGACAAAUUCCCAUAGGAACGCAAUUGCAAUCUUUUGAGCCCUCCCGCUAUGAAGGAAACCCUUACCUCUGCGGGAGACCGUUGGACAAGCUCUGUCCUUCUGAAGAUCAUCCAUUUGGGAAUGAGACGCAAGCUAACCAACCUGCUCAUGAAGAUGACACUUUCAUGAAAGGAUUCUAUGAAAGCUUGGGUGUGGGAUUUGCUGUUGGAUUUUGGAUAGUAUUUGGCUCAUUGUUAGCUAUUCGAUCAUGGAGGCAUGCCUCCUUCAAUUUGGUAGGCAAGGUGUCAAACUAUAUAUAUGUGGCAACAAUGCUUCUUGUGGCGAGGUGGCGCAGGUGGCUCCCCAACUAA